AUGGACCCGUUGUUGCCAACGCGAUUAUCGGCCGACUACCGACCUGCAAAAGGAGACGUCAGGGAGUGCUCUAAUUAUCGGGCCAUUACCUUAUUGAGCCUCCCGUGCGAAUUCUACUCAAGGGUGAUACAAUGGAGGCGCCACGGAAUAGCUCGCUCCAAGAUACAAGAAGAGCAGUGUGGCUUCCAGGCCGAAGCGGAUCUAAUCAGAUAUUCGCUGUGCGCCAAAUUGAAAUCGUUGGAGUUCGUCCAUUACGGGUUCAUAGCCGAAUGUGAUGUGGCCGUCAUGCGUGUGCACUUAUCUAACACUGAAAGUUUAGUAUUCGUUCUCCUGUCCGUUACCCUUCGGAUAAACUGGGGAGUUGAUAUGCUCAUGGUCGUGUUUGCUGAUGAUGAGAAAUUCGAGGAAGCGAUCAACCGGCGGAUUGAAGCAGCCAGUGGCAUUCUGCGUGAACUAGCCCGAUCCAUUAUGACUAAAGCAGAGCUCAGUCAGAAAACUAUGCUUUCAGUAUUCCAGUCGAUCUUUAUCCCCAUUCUUACCUACGGUCAUGAGUCGUGGACCAUGAUUGAAAUGCUUCGAUCCCGGGUACAAGAUGCUGAAAUGGGCUUUCUGAGCCGCAUCUCGACAUAUCCAGGAAUACAGACAUCUGAAAUAUCCUUGGCGUACAUCCGCUGCUUCUCCAGAUUGAGAAGUCACAGCUGGGAUGGCUUGGGCAUGUGUUGCGAAUGCCUCCAGAAAGGAAGACUAAGCAAAUGUGUCUUUCCCAACCGACCGACAGAAGGCACAGGUGACGGCCAAGAUUAA
Messenger RNA from Soboliphyme baturini, 804 nucleotides. Lineage: Eukaryota; Metazoa; Nematoda; Enoplea; Dioctophymatida; Soboliphymatidae. The record is from the annotation of a GenBank genome assembly.